Molecule: messenger RNA, 3770 nt
Organism: Chelmon rostratus (copperband butterflyfish)
Lineage: Eukaryota; Metazoa; Chordata; Actinopteri; Chaetodontiformes; Chaetodontidae
Exons: 7
Coding region: 238-1905 (555 amino acids)
Molecular function (GO): protein binding
Source: RefSeq, a predicted model, not a curated record
CACCUGAGUGAAGACACUCCUUUCCCGGGACGCAGAUGAUUGAGGAGUGGAGGGGGGGAAAAAUGCUGUGAAUCUGCAUACAACUUCAAUAUUUUACAGACCUUUCAACAUUGAGUUUAGUUUUGUUUGGAAGGAUUUCAUGUUGUUUUUUGUGGUGUGGUUAUGUCACUUUUUUUUUUUAAGAAAUCACAACUUCACAGUAGGAUUUUAGGGGUUUUUUUGUGACCCACGUACCCAAUGAAGAUGUGGUCUAUGAAGGUCAUCAUCCUCCUGCUGUUCUGUUACGAUUGUCUCUCAGCCAACAACGGUAAAGUAAAAUUUAUCUCCAAGAACUUCAACAACAUACUACACUGGGACCCUGUGGAGCCUGCCUUCCCUGGGGAAAAUAUAACCUAUAGUGUGCAGUACCAGAGUGAUCGAGGGGAGCUGCCAUUCCAGAUAAAGGAGGGGUGUCAGAACAUUACCGCUCUGUCCUGUGACCUGACUGCAGAAACCCCAUCAGAUGGUGAUGUUAAUUACCAAGCAAAGGUGUUCGUUAAUGGUCGCUUUCACGGUCUUACCAACAGAUUUACGCCUAUGGCACAGACUAUUCUUGGUCCACCCAUCCUGUCUAUAUACACAACCGUGACAUCUUUGCAUGUUAAUGUCACCCUUCCCUUGGGGCCACGCAGAGUCUCCAUUGCAGAUAUCAUCAGCAGCAGAAAAAAUGGGCCCUCAAAAACUGUAGCUGUUUAUACCUUAAAAAUCACACACCCAAAGUGGGCUGCACUGGUCAAUGAAUCCACAACUGGCCGAUUCGUCAUCAACUUGAAGAACAACCACACAGAGUACUGCGGCCACGUGGUUUACAAGCCUGGUUCUUACUGGGGCCGCACAGAGAGUGAGAAUGCCUCCUUCUGUGUCACACUGCCAGGUGAUCCUCUGAUGCUUUUGCCAUGGCUUGUCACAAGUGCUGCUCUCUCUGCGGCCAUAAUCAUAAUUUCAGUCGUGUGUAUCUGCAACUAUGUGAUGGGUGGAAAGGAAAAGGGCAUGCCACUGCAAUUGGUCACCACUUUCAGCACCCCACCCAGAGUGCUGCAGUCUCCAGAUAGUAAUCUCAUCACUUCCAAAGCGGUGAUCUGCCCUCAAAGUGACAAAACAGUUUACGCAACGAUCCAGGUUAAGCCAGAUGUGCCCUCAGUUGGGGUUGGAGGUUAUUUUCCACAGGACAUCCCCUGCCAAGCCUGGCAAGGCAGCACUGGCUCCUCUGUGGGCACAGGUGCACACCGUCUGACCCCAAAUCCCGGGGACACAAGCUCUCAGUCCUCGGAAAUCUACAGUGUGGUGGCUGUCCAUGUCCCCGCUGAAGAGAAAGAUUUUCAGCAGGCUACCCUUAAAGACAGAGAAACCAAACUAUUGUCUUCCACUGGAGAAAGCUGGGAUAAAGGUGGAAUUAGUUCAAAGCUGUCCCCACAUGUGGCACCACCAUUACAUGAUUCAGACCCUUGUGACAGCGAUCUAUCCAGGCCACUGCUGUUGCACACAGUGCACGAUUCCAAUGGACAACUCUUGCUCCCUUCACUCAUUUUUCAGUUACAGAGCCACACAGGCGACAUACAGAGGAGACCCCUUUUAUCUGACCUCAUAGACUCCAAGAGGGAGGGGCCAUCAUUAGCAUCCGUGCAGAGCGUUGACGGCUCAGAGUGGUCAGACUCUGGGUGCGAUGAUAGCACUCUAAACACACCAACCCAGCCGUACUGCAAUAUUCACUAUUCCCCAACUCAGCGAGUUGUUACUGAUUUCAACCAGGGAUGUCAGGACACACCAUGCAAUGAUGCCAUAUCUGAGUCAGGUUACCAACAAAACUGGAUGCCUGCAAUGCUUCUCGACACUGCAUGCAAAGACUUGUUAUUGAAUACCGAAUGAGAAACUAUCCCUGGACCUGGACUGGUCCCAAAAAGGAGGAGGAACGAGAGUUAGAGGAAGACAGCGGAGGAGAGGAGAGAUGAAGGAAAAUUCUUCUGGGAGUUUGGGUGGUCCAAAUUCAAGAAGAAUUGUACUGUGCGUAAUCUCUAAGACCUAUCACUUGCUUUUCUCAAUUGAGUCUUCAAAUAACGUUAAAGGCAUUUCAUCGCAGUACCCUUUUUAACAAAAGAGGGAGGAGAAAGUUGAUGGGAGCACCGACAGGCGCCUAUGCAGAACUCAUGAUGAUGAAUGGCUUUGAUGUCUGCUGUGUGGCUAAUGAUGCAGAGACGUUUAAGUUUAAGUUUAAACUCUCCUUAAACAUCCAACUUCAUCCUGAACUAAGACAUAUUUAAGAACCACAUUUCACUUCAAGAUAUGAUACACUACACUUCGCCAUUUAUCUGGUUGUAUUUAUUAAUCCACAAGGGUAAAAACUGGAAUGGAUAUUCUGAAACUGUGAGUUUACAUUUGAAGAAAUCAUUGUACUGUACAUACACUGUCCUCAUUUGCAUCGUCAAGCAAACAUUUUCAAAUACAGAAUUUGCUUUUUCAUAAUACGUAAGUAUAUCUCAGUAUAUUUCACAACAACAAUUGUAUUUUUAUAUUGUUAUGGUAGUCUAAAGCUAAAAGCGUUCAGUCACCUAAAAUCUGAUUUGUUUGCGUAAUGAAAAAAACAUGAUCACACCAGUCUGAGUCUCAUGGGGUCUGAAAUGCAGUUUAAAUUACUUUCUUCACAUUUAACUCAGUCUGACAACUCCAAAAGACUUUUUAAGUGUUUUCGCUUUGAACCAUGCUGCACACCUGCAGCUGGACAAGCAGAGUGGCUUCAUGCUUUGUCCAUUAAAAAAAAGUAGAAUAAACAACAACCAAAAGCCUUAGUCACACAUAGCCAGCCAGUGCCUUUGUGUGUCAUCACUAUGGCAACACAUUAUUGCAACUUAUUACACACUCUGAAUACACAAACCCAAUCUGGUCACUUUUAAAUACCAAUGUGGACAGUCAGCUUUAAACAUUAGAUAUGAAAACCUUUUGGCUGAACAAAACAGACCAACGCUUAUUAUCAUGUAAUGAGCUGUUUGAAAUGGGACUAAGAUGACUGAAUUUCUACUAGAAGUGAAUAUAGUCCUGUUUUUGCACAAAGUCUUUCAUUGUCAGUAUUGUAUGAAGUACAUGACAAGAUGAUUGCAUCUGUACAUAGAAAGAAAUGUGAGGUUGUAUAUUUAACUGACUCACUAAGUUCAUGAACUCAUUUUGUUCUCGUCAUUGUUUGCCGUUCUUUCAGGGGAAGAAACACAGUGUAUAAAAACAUAUUAGAAGGUGGGGUCAUGGUGCAAACAAAGCCACACUGAUAACCGCUGGGUUUUUAACAGCCUGAGCACAGUCUUUUAUACACAGUUGUGAAGUAAUAACGUCAGGUGUGUUGAAACAGUGCAACGUGAGUCAUAUGAGUCAUAUGUGGACACGCUGUACAGCACAAUACAGAUGUAUUACACAUCAGUCCAUCAUUGUUGUUGGCAAGCAUAUCUGCUCAAUGAAUGUAAAUAAAUGAAUGUUAUAUAAAGUUGCAACUUCGUUUUAAUUUGCUUUUACAAAUAGUGAAUUUCUGUUCUGAAUGUUUAUUUUGGAAGGUUCACAUUGGAGAGGUUGAAUUGCAUUCCGAGAUAUUAAAGAUAUUAAACACUGCAAAAAUGACAUAACAUUGUAUUUUACCGUAAAACAUUGUUACUUUUGGGUUAUAUCAGUGAAAUUCUGAAAAAUGAAUAUUAAAGAACCUUUUUUUCAAAACUGAUGUUCUGAAACUACAGCAAUUAAAAUAAUCAAGACCA